GGAUAUUAUCCAACUGGACUACCGCCUCGAACUUCAAGUUUGCCCCAAAUGUCUCAAUCGACAGUCUACCUCGUCACCGGUGCCAACCGUGGUAUUGGCUUCGCCAUCGUCACCCUCCUCGCCUCGCGCCCCGACACCGUCAUCUUUGCCGGCGCGCGCAACCCCAGCGGCGCGACUGACCUGCAAGCGCUGGCCAAAGCGCACCCUGACCGCUUUCGCGUCAUCAAGGUCGUCUCCGCGGACAAGGAGAAUAACCUUGAGGCGGCGAAGGAGAUUCAGCGGGUGGCAGGGCGCCUGGACGUGGUCAUCGCGAACGCGGGCAUAAGCGAGUGUAUCGCGCCCGCGCUCGAGGUGCCACAGGAAGAGAUGGUCAAGCACUUCGAAGUCAACGUCAACGGCCCCCUCGUCCUCUUCCAGUCGACGUACUCGCUCCUGAAAGCGAGCAAGACGCCCAAGUUCGUCGCCAUCUCCACCGGCCUCGGCAGCAUCACGCUCGCCGGAGAGAUAGAUGUCCAGGUGUACCCGUACGGCGCGUCCAGGGCGGCGCUCAACUGGGUCGCGCGCAAGCUGCAUCACGAUUUCCCUGACUUGAUCGUCUUCCCCAUCAGCCCCGGCGUCGUGGACACGCCUGCGGCGCGGGCCGCGUGGAAGUUCGUUCCCGGGAUGGACGCCCUCGUGAAGGCCUUCCCUCCCAUCUCCACAGAGGAGAGCGCGAAGGGCGUCGUCGGGCAAAUCGAUGUCGCGACGAGGGAAACGCACGGUGGGCAGUUUGUUGACUAUUCUGGCCUUGGAAAGUGGCAGUGGUAAGGUGGCG
Messenger RNA from Schizophyllum commune H4-8, 814 nucleotides. Its product is annotated as NAD(P)-binding protein. Bases 49 to 807 code for a protein of 252 amino acids. The record is from RefSeq and is a predicted model, not a curated record. The transcript has 4 exons. NCBI's taxonomy places the organism in Eukaryota, Fungi, Basidiomycota, Agaricomycetes, Agaricales, Schizophyllaceae.